Gryllus bimaculatus (two-spotted cricket) is the source of this 327-nucleotide messenger RNA. The record is from the annotation of a GenBank genome assembly. Lineage: Eukaryota; Metazoa; Arthropoda; Insecta; Orthoptera; Gryllidae.
AUGAUUGCGGGAGUGGAAUUCUGCGCGCACCUGUCGGUUUCCACCGCCGCCUCCCACGCCGCUUCCCUCGCCACGGCGGCGUACUGCGACCCGUGCGAGGCGAGCGUGGGCGUCGGUGCCGGCGCGGGCGCGGGCGCGGGGCGCGCGGGCGGCGCGGGCGGGGUGCUGGGCGCCAGCGGGGGCUUCGUGGCGCGCUACCCCACCUACCGCGCCAAGGACAGCCUGCUGCAGGCGCUGCUGCGCCGCGCCGCCGUCGACAUCCCGCGCAUCGUGGUGACGCAGCCGCCGGGCUGCUGCCCGCGCCACCGCCACCUCGCGCCGCCCCCC